CGACUACACUCGAGUACCAGCGAAUCUAGUGGAAAUACAAAGCGCUGUGGUUGGGUGUGCUCGGGCUCCUCCGCAAGUUGUCUUCAAGUCUUUCAUUAUAUCUUUAACUCCUUUAGAUUGCCCUGGAACAGUCUAGGACACAGAAAUAAACACAGAAGACAGUCUAUUGAUAUAUUCAAGAAACAAGAUCACCAACAUCGAGGUCCCGUAGUGCCAGACAACACUCUGAGAACGGGGCAGCUCCUCUGUUGUACUGCACAGGCACGUCAGUAUAUGGCUCACCGCGGCUGAAACCAGACCAUAGCUUCAGCUGGUUGUCGAGCCAAUAAGCUUCUCUUCUGUGAUGGAGAAUGUCACAAAAACGGCGACUGUGGUUAAAGGGAGUUGUAGUAUAUGAGCAAGCACUUUUGGAGUUAGACGAUGAACGAUUUACAAACAGAGCCUGAUGGGUUGUAGUUUUUUCCGCACUCACUGAGAGACCUAGCGAUGACCACCCAUGUAGCGAUCAAGCAUCUCCAGCGUCAGCUGGAGCUCGACGAGACGUUCAGGAGGCAACAAUUUACACGUGACCUCGAGUUAUUCUUUCUCCGUGAGCGCUCUCGGGGCAGAAGCCUGAUCCGAUAUGAGACUGAGGAAUUACAGCAUGCGCAGGCGAUGAUGCAUGGCGCUGCCUGGGUCCUCUUGACUCUUGCGGUGCAACUAGAUGUCAUCUCGGUUAUAGAAGUGAAGAACAGGUGGCCGGGAUCGAAGCUACGAGCACGAUCAGUUAACGAUGGGGACAUACUCCUCAGUCUGGUUAGCAAGAAGUUGAUGCAGUUGCUUGAAGGAUUUGGACAGUGGCAAUUUCAGGCAGACCGAAGUGAAUCUCUCCCUCGCGCUUCAACCUGGAGACGAUGUGUACCGCAUAGUUCGAAUAAGUUGACACAUGCCAGUACCAGCUCGCUCUCCGCAAGGUUAAAGACCCCUACGCAUAUCUUGGCAAGUAUCUUUUCGUCUGCGUGGAUGAGGCGACAAAAGAGGCGUAGUGUGGUAAUCACUGUGGUUCCACCCCAGCAUGGGUACUGCGCUUCGCCAGCUCGCCUUGUUUGA
Suillus subaureus is the source of this 1089-nucleotide messenger RNA. RefSeq lists its product as uncharacterized. Lineage: Eukaryota; Fungi; Basidiomycota; Agaricomycetes; Boletales; Suillaceae. The coding region runs from base 487 to 1089 and encodes 200 amino acids. The record is from RefSeq and is a predicted model, not a curated record. The transcript has 4 exons.